Messenger RNA from Symbiodinium sp. CCMP2592, 3822 nucleotides. The record is from the annotation of a GenBank genome assembly. NCBI's taxonomy places the organism in Eukaryota, Dinophyceae, Suessiales, Symbiodiniaceae.
AUGAAAGCACAGAAGUACGAUCAAGCCGUGAUUGAAAUCGCUUCGAAUGGAAUUGAGCAGUUUGAUGUGCUCAUUCGUGAGAUCGCGGGAUCACAUUCCAAACUCAUCGCACGCAUUGACGCUCACGAUGAUGACGAAGCGCCGUUUGAACUUGCAUCCCUCAAAGCACGCCAAGCGUUGUACCACGCGGCAACUGGGAUUACAGGCCGCGCCGCGCAAACGACCAUAUCGCUGUAUGCAUUCCGUCAUGCACCAGAUGAUCCCAACAUACUCCAGCGAGCAAUCGCGACUGGAAUGAUCCAAACCACCGUCGUUCCAGGCGGGAUGCCGGUCGUGAUCUCCAAUGGCAGCACGAUCCAAUGGGAUGACGACUUCACUCAGGCUCUUAAAAAUCUCGAUGAUACUGAUGCGCAGGGUUCUACUCCCGAUGCUUUGCUGCAGGAUUUUUGUUCUCAGCCUCUCCCCACAGUGACUUCGCGUGGGAGCUCUGAAUCGCUGAUCCGCGUGAUCGAUCCAAAGAAUCUUGAUGGUCCGCAGACAUUCGAUGUCGUGAGUGCCGCAAGAUCGAAUCAUCCUGUGCUCGACCCAAACGGUCAACCAAUCUUUGACGAAGUCUGGUCGCUCUCAAACUGCCCAUCGACGAGAUUGAUUUUCGAUAUCUACCUGCAUGAAGACAUGGAACGCAUGUACCGUCCUUCAAUCGAUGCGCAGAUGUGGAACCCGAAUCUCUCAGCACCCGGCGGAGACAAGUGGGUCCUGCGUUAUCCGCAGCUCCCAACGCUUGAACUCUUGGGGCGUGGGAUAACGAAUGCCGCAUCGAAGGGAUACUCCAAACAUAAAGAGCUCACCCAAUCAUUCUUUGAGCGGAUCGGUUGGAACCCAGACCAGUUCUUUGGUCUUCGUUGCGAGGUCGACUACCCAAUCUGGCGCGGCGGUUACUGCAUGAAGUUCAAGCCGAUUCAAUCUGCAACAGUACGAUUUGUACAGGAGCAUCACGUGUUGACUGACCAGACAAUGGACAUCGCAACCAACUCAGUGCCGUUGACAGAGCUUCCGCGUGGACAGCGCGGGCGAGUGCAGAUCAAUGGCAGCACAGAAGAAGUCAAAAUGCUCCGCGCCAUGGGACUGCGUCCGAACGCGUCCGUCACGAUGUGCCGACUCGGAGAGCCCUGCAUCGUCUCGCUCAGCGGCGCCUGCGGCGGCGGAUGCCGGAUCGGUCUCGCGAAGGAAAUCGCGGCUGUUGUCGAUAGCCGCAUCGUCGCUUUGCUCGGGAAUCCCAAUGUUGGAAAGACGACGCUGUUUAAUCGCAUCGUUGGGAUCCGCGCCAAGACCUCCAACUUCCCAGGCACGACGCAAGAAGCUCGUCACGCGCUGCGUGAUGGUUCGGUGCUGAUCGACCUCCCCGGAGUGUACUCGCUGAAUCUAGAACAAUCCGAGUCGCGCGUCUGCCGACAGACACUCGAGGGCGAGCUCGCGCCGAUCGGUGUCGAGGCGCAUGUCCCCAACGCGAUCCUCGUGGUCAUCGACGCGACGAACCUGUCGCGAAACUUGAUGAUCGUUGCUGAAGCGAUCGAGCGCCGUUUGCCAACCGUCGUCGCGGUCAACAUGAUGGACUCCGCGAAACGCCGAGGCAUCCACAUCGAUCUUGAGCGUCUAGGCGAGUGCCUGGGAUGCACUGUGGUCGGAUGCUCAGGGAAAACGGGCGAGGGUGUCGAUCAACUCCUCGAUGCACUCAAGCACGCGAAGGUCCCCGAUCGCAGCGCCCCGACGGAGCUGGAUGCAAUCGAAGCGUGGAGCGAUGAUAUUUACGCGCUCGUCGCAGCCGCUCGCGAGACGCCGGUUGAUGAUCGACUCACCGAUCGACUCGAUCGCGCGUUCACGCAUCCGCUGCUUGGUGUGCUGACCUUCGCGAUCGUGAUGACGGGAUUGUUCUGGGUGAUCUUCAAGCUCGCGUCGAUCCCGAUGGACCUCAUCGACGCGUGGUUCGGGACCAUCGGAGGCUGGGUCGGAUCGAUUCUCCCAGAGGGCGCGAUCCGCGAUCUGAUUGCCGAUGGCAUCGUCGCAGGCGUGGGGGGGACGGUGAUCUUCCUCCCUCAGAUCGUGCUGUUGUUCUUCUUGCUGGCGCUGCUGGAGGGUACGGGAUACCUCGCACGCGCCGCGUUUGUGAUUGAUCGCGUGCUGCGUCCGUUCGGAUUGAGCGGACACGCAUUCGUGCCGUUGCUCUCGAGCCACGCGUGCGCGAUCCCAGGCAUCAUGGCGUGCCGAGCGGUUCCCGAUCCCAAAGAUCGGCUCGCGACCAUCCUCGUCGCGCCGUUCAUGAGUUGCACCGCUCGCAUCCCGGUGUAUGUGCUGCUGACAUUGAUCCUGUUCCCAGACUCCCCAGCGAUGCAAGCCGUCGCGUUCACCUCGUGCUACGUCAUCGGAGUGCUCGCAGGACUGCUCAGCUCGCUGCUCGUCAGACGAACAAUCCUGCAAGGUUCAUCACGGCCGAUGGCGAUGGAACUCCCGAGCUACCGAUUCCCUGAUCUCAAAGCGGCGCUGAUGCUGACGUUCGAUCGAGCGAUGGCGUUUCUCCGCAAAGCGGGGACGCUGAUCGUCGCGGUGUCCAUUGUCUUGUGGUGGCUCAACGCGUAUCCAAACAAACCAGUCGAGAUCGAUCCAGCGACUGAGAUGACCGUCGAGCAGGUCGAGCAGUUCCAAGCAUCCGAGCAGGCACGCAACUCGUUCCUCGGACAGAUCGGGUCGGUCGUGCAGCCGGUCUUCGAGCCGUUGGGGUACGACCGCAAGCUCACGAUCGGUGUCCUCGCAAGCUUCGCGGCUCGCGAGGUCUUCGUCUCCACGAUGGCCGUGCAGGUCGUUGGGAAUGACGACACGGAGGACGAGGGUGUGCUCGAUUCCAUUGCAAACGCGAAACGAGAUGACGGCAGCGUGCUCUUCGAUCGCGCGACGAGCUGGUCGUUGUUGGUGUACUACAUCCUUGCGAUGCUGUGUCUCCCGACCGUCGUCGUGACCGCGAAAGAAGCCGGCGGGUGGCGAUGGGCGCUGCUCCAGCUCGGGCUAGAGUACGCCAUGCCUGUAGAUGAUUGGCAGUUCUGGGUCGUGACAGCGGUGGGGGCGCUCGCCGCGCUGUGGCUGAUCCGAUUGGUGCUUCCCAAGAAAAAGAAAGGCACCAAGGCCUCGCUGACCGUUGGGGGCAAGCCGGAACUCAAAGACGGCUAUGUCGUCAACCUCGGGAUCGGGAUGCCGACGCUCGUCGCUAACCACAUCCCCGACGGCAUGGAGGUCUGGCUCCAAUCCGAAAACGGACUCCUCGGGAUCGGACCGUUCCCAACAGAAGACAAAGUCGACGCCGACCUGAUCAACGCGGGAAAGCAGACCAUCACCGCGCUCCCAGGAUCGUCGUUCUUCUCAAGCUCCCAAUCCUUCGGCAUGAUCCGAGGCGGACACAUCGACAUGUGUAUCCUCGGCGCGAUGCAGAUCUCCGAGAAAGGCGACAUCGCGAACUGGAUGAUCCCAGGCAAAAUGAUCAAAGGCAUGGGCGGCGCGAUGGAUUUGGUCGCGGGCGUCAAGAAGGUUGUCGUGACGAUGGAGCACUGCAACAAGAAGGGCGAAGCGAAGAUCCUCAAGGAGUGCAACCUGCCUCUGACGGGACGCGCGUGCAUCGACAUGAUCAUCACCGAUCUCUGUGUGCUGACAAUGAACCACGAGCGCGGCUUGUUCGAACUCACCGAACUCGCGCCGGGCGUGAGCGUGCAAGAGGUUGUGGAUAAGACCGAAGCCGAGCUGAUCGUCAGCGACGAGCCGGCUGUCGUUUCGGUGUAA